This is a messenger RNA of Cyclopterus lumpus (lumpfish), 3703 nucleotides long. RefSeq lists its product as uncharacterized. The coding region runs from base 157 to 1602 and encodes 481 amino acids. The record is from RefSeq and is a predicted model, not a curated record. The transcript has 13 exons. Lineage: Eukaryota; Metazoa; Chordata; Actinopteri; Perciformes; Cyclopteridae.
ACAGAUUUUAUUUCCGACAGUCUCCUGAAGGCAACACGUCUUCGCCUCUCAUCUGCGCUCUCUGGGCUAACAGGUUUGGUCGCGUGCAGCGGCGCCUCCCUGACAUACCGACCCUAUUAAUGCGCGGAGAGCUCUGAAGAAGACCGGACGGAGAAGAUGAUGUGGAGCGUUGGGAUCCUGCUGGCCACUGCUCUCAGUGUGGAGUCCUAUAUUGUCCAUGACAUCCAGGAGCGUUUGUCCCACGGUCGGCAGCUGAAGAUCUACCUGCCGAAGAGUGCGCAGAAGCUGGAGUUCACACCAGCUGAUGAUCCUAGCAAGACCUUUAUGUACUGGGAGAACAGCAGAAUCAGGAUGAGCAAAGGCAGGGUGUCGGGUACAGGCAGCGACCGACGCUGGUACAUUGACAAGGUGACCUAUGAGGACCAGGGGACGUACACCCAGAAAGACUACUGGAAUAAAGAGAUCUCUGCCGUCAGAGUAGCCGUCACACCCAGACACAACUAUGCCAAGUGUGUAGCAGGAGAAAAUCUUUACGUCCAGCUGGAGGGCAUUGACCUGAGCGACGCUACCCUCUUCUUCUCUGGGGAGUUUGGCAAUGUUACACUGGUGCACGAUGGUGCUCGGUUGUCCCAGGACCUGCCCAAUUAUUGGGACCGUGUUCAGACCCACUCCAUGAAAAUCGAGAUCAGGAAUGUGAACUUCAGCGAUGUGGGACAUUACACCCUGAAAGACCGGAAAGACCGGGUGGUGUCUGUCACCAGGAUGGACCUGAGAGACCAUCUUGACGACUCUGAAGGAAACCCUCUCUUGGCUCUGCUCUUGCUGCUGGGCAUCCCUGCUGGGAUCUGCUGCUGCUGUCGGAAGAAGAUUUUCAAGAAGAAAGCCGCCGCUGGUGCAACAUUCCAGUCCUCCCCAGAUGUAGUCCAUCCUCCUCCCAGUGGUCCUUUCGGACCGUCUCCUCCUUACAACGCUCCUGGACAACCAGGAGUGGGUCCCUCAUUCCAUCCUCCCCCUGCAACCGGCGGCCCAGGACAGUGGAACGGCCCCCCGCCCUCCCCGGGUUAUAACCCAGGCUACACCCCCCAGAACCCAGGCUACACACCCCAGAACCCAGGCUACACCCCCCAGAACCCAGGCUACACCCCCCAGAACCCAGCCUACACCCCCCAGAACCCAGGCUACACCCCCCAGAACCCAGCCUACACACCCCAGAACCCAGCCUACCCUCCCCAAAACCCAGCCUACACACCACAGAACCCAAACCCAGCCUACCCUCCUGGCGGUCCAGCCAUGAUCCCCCCAGCCCAGCCUCCACAAUGGAACGGUCCACCGGCAGACUACUACCCCGCCGGGCCUGGAGCUCCAAUGGGCUAUGGUGCAGCUCCAGUCAUGUACAGCUCGGCACCACCAGCAGCUGCCAGUGAACCUGUUCUAGAGGUUAAGAUGGGGAGUAUGGUUUCCUCACCUGCCGACCCACUGCUGACUACCACACAACAGGCUGAAGCUGCGUCCCCUCCUGGCCCCCCUCCCUCCACCACCAUUCUCAGCUCCUCUAAUGAUGCCUAUGAGUUCAAGAUCGAUGGAGAAAAAAACUUCUUAUAGGGAUGCUGACCCCUGACCCCUGACCCCCCCCCCCCCACCCCCACCCCCAACCAACCCUUAACGUGAUGCUCCCGGAUACAGGUGGAAACAAUGGACAGCAUUUGGACGGAUGGCAUUCUUUGUCUCCUCUUCUCUUGAUUACUAUUUAAUCCCCUAACUGACUCAAGAUCAAGCAUGAUUAUUUUAGCAGCACUUACUUAUUUGGGGAUCACAUGUCCAGAGUUGGGGAUCAAAUGUCCAGAGGUGAGGAGAGAAAGACAUCUUGAAGUGUUAGCAUGUGAAUUAGAAAUGUAAUAUCAGCAUCUGAUGAGUCAACAGGCUCAGUUAACCAACAGAUUAGGAGACGUCGUCAUGGCACAAUGAUUGUUGUUUCUAUCAACAUUUUCCCACCCAUUCCAAUCUUCCUCUUUUGAUUUUGAUUAGUCAGGAAAGCCGAGCAGUCCAGAAAGAGUCUUGAGAUUUACUCUACAGGUCUGAUUCAAGGAACAACAAAGGGAAACAGACCACAUAGCCCCUUAUUCCUGGUCUGGUCUCACUAGAUCAGAAGCCCUCUGAACACAAAGGACACGCAGCAGCACCACCGACUCAACACCAUGACUUGAGUUCUGCUCCACAGUCCUUGGUCCAGGCGGUUUUGUUGCUGUAUAUCUCAGGUUGCCUUAUUUUCCAAUGUAAUGUCUCUGGAGCAAUUUGUGUGUUGCUAAUGUGUUGAAUUAGACGGGCCAGGCUCUGUGCCAUCCUGUCGGCCACCGGCUCCAGUGAAGAGGGAUUUUGGUUCUCAUAUAAACCUGGUGGUCAUGGAAGGAUCCAUCCUCAACCUGCCGAUCUCCCCUCCUCCCACUCUGUGUGCUGUGCUCCUGUACAGGACUGCACACGGUAGAACGCGCAUGACAUCGUCAUUAGUUGCCUUUUGACUUCCACAUUAACCGUGACCUGGAAUCAUGACAACUUAUUUUUUGUAGACAGAUAAUACAGAGCACGCCUCCAUGGAGAUGUUGUGCUUCAAUGGUGCAUUUUCCCAACUGACAAAUAGUAAACAUGGGGCAUUUGAGGUCCAGGGCCCGGGGGCCAACUACCUGGAUCCCGAGUCUGAUUUGGCACUACAGUUGGGUUCACCUGGGCCGGCUGUUAAAGCAGAACUCUUAACUCAUGACAUCAGAGAAUACUACUUAUGAGAAGAGCACGAUACAACAGCUACCUCAUUUUUGAAUUCUAUGCCUCUACUUAGGUCAACACUCUUGAGUUUACGUGUCAAACUGAAAUCCCAUUAAACCCGUUGAAUCCUCCGAAGGUAAUAAUUACAUUCGACGUCUGUCUGUGCUGAAUGACAACAACUAAACCGUGAGACCAGAAGGAGCUCUUUGACUGUGGCCUCCUGCCUCCUUUACAAAAGAAAACAUCAUAUCACUCAUCCACGGCCAUUCAAUCACCAAACAGGAAGUAGCGGCGGUCACGUGGAGCGAGCCUGCAGUGUGGGUCCCUCCUGAAAUCCACCAGAGACCAGAAACCCUCCUCCCUCUAGAAUGUCCCCUAAAACCACUAACAGGCACUCAUUGCACUGCGAGUAGCGUCACUAAUGCCUUUGCAGUAUAGUAAUCUUUAACUUUAUUCUUCUGGAUUUGACUAGAUUCACUUCUAAAUACUGGAAUUAGUUGCUGUCCCUCAUGGAAUCUGGUUUUCUGGAGUCACAUAUUAAACUGGGACAAACGAGUUCUGAGCCCGUCUGCUUUUUAUUGGUUUAACCUUAGUGUCCUAUAUCUGAUGUUCCUCACGCAUAGCAAUGUUGAGAUUGUGAUACAUGUUGAAUAUGUGAUUCAUGUAUUUUUUAUUUUUCUUUGUAAAUGUAACCAAUGAUAUUCACUAAGUGUAUCUUUUGUUGGUGGUUAUGGAUUUUAAUGCAGUUGGAGGCCACUUUUGGUGUUCUUGGGUCCCUCCAGUUCCAUCCACCUACCAUACCUCUCCUUUUAUACCUGAAAUGAUAUAGUAGACAUACUUUAUUUGGAUGUGUAACCAUUUUGUCAUACUGCGCAUGGAUAUGAAUUUCUUUCAUUUCAAACAAAAGAAUUCAACAUUAAAAUAAUUAUUUGAGGAGACAGUCUGA